This is a messenger RNA of Eucalyptus grandis, 2334 nucleotides long. Its product is annotated as beta-1,2-xylosyltransferase. Gene Ontology annotation, molecular function: glycosyltransferase activity. The transcript has 3 exons. NCBI's taxonomy places the organism in Eukaryota, Viridiplantae, Streptophyta, Magnoliopsida, Myrtales, Myrtaceae. The record is from RefSeq and is a predicted model, not a curated record. Bases 67 to 1593 code for a protein of 508 amino acids.
GUAAAAGAAAAUAGAAGAAGAAGAAGAAGAAGAAGAAGAGUUUCAGAGAGAGAGAGAGGAAGAGCCAUGAACAUGACGACCUCCAGAACCUUUCUCAUCCUCCUCUUCUUGGUCAACUCCCUCUCCAUUUACUUCCUCCUCCACGCGCAACACCGUGACGGCUCUUCCGGCCGCUCUCCCUCAACGGAGGGCGGCCGCUCUCGGCCGCCGCAAACCCACCGCCGCCGCCACCUCAAGCCCUGGCCGAUUCUCCCCUCGUACCUCCCUUGGUCGCAGGAGGCCGCGGCCGUCCCCCUCCGCUCCUGCGAGGCCUACUUCGGCAACGGCUUCGGCCGCCGCGUCGACUUCCUCUCGUCCUCCUCCGCCGCCGUCGGGGCCGGAGGCGGCGGAGGAGGAGGCUGGUUCAGGUGCUUCUACAGCGAGACUCUUCGAAGCUCGAUAUGCGAGGGAGGGAGGCUGAGGAUGGUGGCGGGGAGGAUUACGAUGUCGAGAGGAGGGGAGAAAUUGGAGGACGUGAUCGGGAGGAGAGAGGAGGAGGAGCUGCCGGUGUUCAACGACGGCGCGUUCGAGAUUGAAGGGAGCGGGAUAAGUCGGAGGAGGAUGGUGACUAGCGAUGAUUUAGACAGGUAUAUUCCUGCAGGUGAUGUAUCGCGGCACACCGUGCGGGAAUUGAUUGGGUCCAUCCAAGUUGUCGGGGCAGCGGAAUUUCAGUGCGAUCAGUGGGUCGAGGAAUCAACACUUCUGGUCACUCGCUUUGAGUAUGCAAAUCUAUUCCACACAGUGACUGAUUGGUACAGUGCAUAUGUCUCUUCCAGGGUUACCGGGUUACCGUAUCGACCACGUUUGGUCUUUGUGGAUGGCCACUGUUCGACACAAUUGGAAGAUACGUGGAGAGCACUAUUCUCAGGCUUCAUAUAUGCCAAGAACUUCAGUGUUUCUGUUUGUUUCCGCCAUGCUAUUUUUUCUCCAUUGGGAUAUGAGACAGCAUUAUUCAAGGGACUUAGUGAAGAGAUUAACUGUAGUGGAGCAUCUGCCCUUCAUCUUUGGAGAAACCCAGAUGACCGAAAAGCUGCCCGGUUAUCUGAGUUUGGAGAAAUGAUUAGAGCAGCAUUUGGAUCCCCAGUGCACAAGCAACGAUUGGAAAAGCCGGUCUCUGUCCAUAACAUACUCUUUGUGAGGCGUGAAGAUUACCUAGCCCAUCCACGUCAUGGUGGUAAAGUCCAAUCAAGGCUAAGCAAUGAGCAAGAAGUUUUUGAUUCCUUGCAGAGCUGGACAGAUAAUCAUCUUGGCUGCAAGAUAAACCUUGUUAAUGGACUGUUUGCCCACAUGUCAAUGAAAGAACAAGUCCGAGCUAUUCAGGAAGCUUCGGUCAUCAUUGGUGCUCAUGGCGCAGGUUUGACUCACAUAGUGUCAGCAACACCCAAAACUGUGAUUCUGGAGAUCAUCAGCAGAGAAUACAGGCGCCCGCAUUUUGCUCUGAUUGCCCAGUGGAAAGGAUUGGAAUAUCAUGCUAUUGAUCUCUCCGGAUCAUAUGCCACCCCAUCUGUUGUUGUCGACAGGCUCAGUAGUAUCAUGAAAAGCCUUGGAUGCUGAUAUACACGAUUGCAAAACGAAGUUUCUCAUUACUCUAAAUGGGGGAACAGCAGCCUCCACUUUGGGCCACUUGUUUCUGCAGCCCACCUGGCCGGCUAGCAUUCGUUUUGAGUUCGUUCUUUCGCAUGUGGUGCAGUGCAUCAGAAGUUGGGCAUGAUGCUUCCUUCGGGGAAGCCAUAUGUCUUUCAAUAGUGAAUAGCACUUCGAGGAGCUGUUGAGAACGGAGCAGCAUGUAAUGGUACUUGCCUUGCAGUGCGAGAGGUAUCCUCAUGGCAGUUCAUUGAACUAUCAGCAAGUGUGCUGAUAAUGCUUCGGCCACAACAAUUGAACUCACACAAAUCAAGUUUCAAGCCGGUCAAUCGUUUGGUGUACAGUCAGAAUUGACUUCUACGACUAUUUAUCUCUGUACAGAACAACAUCACGGAUGUGUUCAAUUCAGUUGUACAGUGAGGAGAGGAAUUUCUCUGUGGUUGAUAUGAAGUCGAUUCUCUCCUGGUUGCUGUGGUUCGGACUUGAAUAUUGAUGGAACUUUUAUUCAUUCUCUGCUAGGCAUUACGAAUUUCAGACUGAUGGUUAGACAUCAUUGUAGGGGUACUUCUUGAAUAAUUGGGCUGUACCAAAUUUUCACUCUCAUGUUCAAGCUUGUGGUACUGUUUCACCGGGAUUUCACCCAGAAGCGAAAUAUGUUUCUCCAAAAGAUUGAUUUUGGUUUCCUUUUUUAUGAAAUGGGGUUUCUGUUGA